Cooperia oncophora is the source of this 720-nucleotide messenger RNA. The record is from the annotation of a GenBank genome assembly. Lineage: Eukaryota; Metazoa; Nematoda; Chromadorea; Rhabditida; Trichostrongylidae.
AUGAACGGCGAGAGAGUCACUAUGUUCGGAAGCAAAAUGUGGCGUAGCAAAGUUCCACCACCAGACUCCCGUGAAGUGGAAGUCUCCGAGAUACCCGGUGGCAAGGUCUACGUUCACGAGGCUGGGCUCUUGUUGCCAGGAAGCGAUGGCCGUUGGGUCACUGUUGACACGAUCAAAGUCGGAUCGAAAACGAUGCCAGCCCAUAAAUACGGUCUGGAAGAAGAGCAAGGCGAGAAGCUGGUUUACACAGAAGAAGAAAAGAAAAUCGUCGAGAUUGUCAAGAAAAUCUGGGAAUCGAUCCUGAAGCAGCCGGUGUCAGAAGAGACGGACUUCUUCGAAUCAGGUGGAAGUUCAGCCGACGUUACUCGUCUCUGCGAAGAAGUCAAAUUCCAUACAAAAGCCGAACUUGAGAACACAGACGUUUAUAUGGCCCCGACAUUCGGAGAAAGCGUUGACUCUGUGAUCAAGAAACUUCGUGGAGGCGACAACAUUACCGUCACAUAUGACCCGAUUGUGAUGAACGUAAACGGUAUGGAGCUCAAGUUCCCCCAUGAAAUGUUCAUUAAUGGAAAGUUCGUGCAAUCGGCAAGUGGAAGGCUGUACGACACUAUCAACCCUAAUGACGAGUCAGUGAUUUGUAAGGUUCCGAAAGCAGACGUCAACGACUUGAACAAAGCGGUCGCUGCAGCCAAAGCGGUAAGUUCCCUGGGUUCCCGUUAA